This is a messenger RNA of Benincasa hispida (wax gourd), 798 nucleotides long. Its product is annotated as zinc ion-binding protein. Lineage: Eukaryota; Viridiplantae; Streptophyta; Magnoliopsida; Cucurbitales; Cucurbitaceae. The record is from RefSeq and is a predicted model, not a curated record.
CAAAAACUUUCAAAGCCCACCACUUUUCUUUUUUCUUUUUCUUUUCUUUAUAUUUAAGUCUCUCUCUCCCUUCUCUCCUCUUGGUAGUUCAUCUUCAUCUUGAUUAAAAUUUUAUUUUAGUUUUCUUUUUUCUUUUUUUUUUUUUUUUUUGGAGAAAUUGGAAAAAAUGGUGGAUCUUCAAAUCGUUUGCUGCAUGUGCGGCGAUAUCGGUUUCCCUGACAAGCUCUUCCGUUGCAACAAGUGCCACAACCGCUUCCAACACUCCUACUGCAGCAAUUACUACAGUGAAUCCGCGGAGCCAAUAGAGGUGUGUGAUUGGUGUCAGUGUGAAGGUCGGACUUCCUCCAGAUCACACGGAAGCUCUUCCCGGAGACCGCCGUCGACCGGUACAAACGCCGCCGGACUCAUGAGCCGCUCCGAGUAUUCCGGCGAAAAAAUCAAGCACCAUCAUGAUGAUUCUGCAACCACCAUCGAGAAGGGGAAACACGGCGGCGCCGGUAGCACUCCGUCGCCGAGACCGACCACGCGGAGGUACAAGCUUCUGAAGGACGUAAUGUGCUGAAAAAAGGGCGGUGAUUAAAACGCAGCGUUCCGGGGUUCGUUUCAUUUUCUCUAUAUAGUUCUCUUUUUCUUAUUCUCAAAUGUUAAUUAUUAUUAUUAAUAAUAUAUUAAAAAAAAAGUAUAUAUGUAGAUAUAUAUAAUAUAGGUUGCUUUCGAGUGUGCGUGGAAACAUCUGUAGACUCCAUGAAUUUUGCUUUGUGUUAUAUAUAUAUAAAUAAAUAAAUUAUAUAGUUUUCA